UUUAAACUCUUGUUGAAAUCUGAUUGGGUGGAAGUCACGCCCCCCCAGUUGGUCACGUGGUGGGAGAGUGACGUUAUAAACAGUGUUUACUCAGAGAGUAAAAAUAAAGCAGAAAGUCGGAGAGAAAGGCUUUAAAUCAGCAACUAAAUGGCCGCGGAGGUGGAGGCAUGGAACUGUGCAGCUCAGGGCGAUGGUGUGUUCUCAGUUGGGACAGAGGUGGGUGAGGCUUCAGAGAACAUGUAUGAUGAUGAUCUGAUUGAUGGUGAGGUGAAUGGUAACUGGACUCCACAGGAAAAGGCUAUUCAUGAGGCACGACUCAAAGCAAAGGCUAAACGUCGCCUCAGAAAGUCAUCAUCCUCCCGUGACUCCACCCGUGAAUCUCUGUCCGAGUGUGUGAGUGGAGAUGUGCCUGACCCUCUUAGCCCUAAGGGAAAAACACAAACACAUGACAGGAAGUCUCGCAUGGGGAAAGGAAGAGGAUUGCCAAAGAAAGGUGGAGCUGGGGUAGGGUGUGUGGGAGCUGCUGGUUUGGUGUAUGAAAUGGAGGAACCAGAUUGUAAAGAUCCAAACUAUGAUGAGUCUGCACAGGGUGACACAGUGUAUGCCACAGUGGUUCCUGAACUGGAGGAAGGAGAGCUGGAGAAGGUGAUGAAUCCUAUUAUACAGGAGUACUUUGAGCAUGGAGACACCAAAGAAGUGGAGAUGCUCUUGAAGGAGCUGGACCUGGGACCACGCCAGUGUGUGUUCCCGUCUCUGGCUGUGUGUUUGUCUCUGGAGUGUAAAGCCAGUCAGCGCGAGCUCACGUCCCGCCUGUUGUCUGACCUAAUCGCAAAACAAGUCCUUAAUGAGGGUGACAUGACUACUGCCUUCAACCACAUUCUCGCACAGCUGCCAGAGCUUAUUUUGGAUACACCUGAAGCUCCACAGAUGCUGGGGCAGUUUAUUGCCCGAGCCAUUGCUGACCAUGCCCUGGGGAUGAAUUUCCUGGACCAGUACAAAGGAAAAGUGGAUUGUGAGCAUGCUCGGGCGGCUCUGGAUCGAGCAUCAGUCAUGUUGUCCAUGAAGAGUGAGAUUGUGCGAUUGGAUAACGUGUGGGGAGUGGGUGGUGGUCAAAGACCUGUAAAACUCCUUGUCAAAGAGAUGAAUUUGCUUUUAAAGGAAUACCUGGUCUCAGGUGAGCUGUUGGAGGCGGAUCAUUGCCUGCGUGACCUCGAGGUUCCACACUUUCACCAUGAACUGGUCUAUGAGGCAGUGUUGAUGGUGUUGGAGUCUAAUGGAGAUGCAGCAAUUCAGUCGAUGGUGAAACUGUUGCAGUCUUUUGGAAAGUCUGGACUCAUCACACUGGACCAGAUGAACCGGGGCUUUCAGCGUGUGUAUGAUGAGCUGCCGGAGAUCAGCCUGGAUGUUCCUCAUGCUCACUCCAUCUUGGAAACGUUUGUGGAUGUUUGUCAUCAGCAAUUGGUCAUCACCAAGCAGCUCAGAGAUGCCUGUCCUUCAAGGGGGAGAAAGCGCUUUGUGAGUGAAGGAGAUGGAGGGAUCAUUAAGAGCUAAUGGUGGAGCAGAGUGAAAGAACACACAUCCACACAGAGUAAAGUUUUAAAUGGUAAUGUAAGGAUUUGUGCGGAGCCUCACACAGUUAAUUUCCAUGUAAAUAAAUGAAGCACGUAAAUAUACACACACGCACACACUUUUUGUUAUCUGAAGUUGCAAAAUUAUUGUGCUCAUUAUUGUGCUUAUACUCAGGCAUGUUACUGUGUGUGUGAGAGAGAGAGAGAGGGAAUUAAAGCUUUUUUGAUCUCUGCAUUAAACUCUCACAUUUUCACUCUGUACUACAAAAAGAAAAAAAAAUAAAGAUUUUUUGCAUUUUC
Silurus meridionalis is the source of this 1868-nucleotide messenger RNA. RefSeq names its product programmed cell death 4a (gene pdcd4a). Gene Ontology annotation, cellular component: nucleus; cytosol. The record is from RefSeq and is a predicted model, not a curated record. Lineage: Eukaryota; Metazoa; Chordata; Actinopteri; Siluriformes; Siluridae. Gene Ontology annotation, biological process: negative regulation of DNA-templated transcription.